AACCCAGUCCAGUCCGAACCCAUCCACACCACCACCACCACAACCCCACCCCACCCGCCUAAAUAAACCCGCACGCCGAGGGCCGGCUUCACUCACUCACUCUCCUCCGGCGGCGGCGGCAGCAGCGAGCAAAGCAGAGCGAGAGAGGAGGAGGAGAUCCGAGACCACGAAGAGACGCCACCCCGAUUUCAUCCGCAACCAUGCCCAAGUGUCCCAAGUGCACCAAGGAGGUGUAUUUCGCCGAGAGGGUCACCUCGCUGGGUAAAGACUGGCACCGCCCCUGCCUCACCUGCGCCAAGUGCAAGAAGACGCUGACCCCUGGCUCCCACGCCGAGCACGAGGGGCAGCCGUACUGCCACAAGCCAUGCUACGCGGCGACGUUCGGCCCCAAAGGUUUCGGUCACGGUGGCACGGAGAGCCACACGUACAACUAAUGGGCAUGUCCGUCGUCCACAACGCCACCCCCCCCUCCUCCACCGUCACCGCGCUACUUGGAUGAGAGGAACGGAGACUGACACCAGGACGCCUUCAUCACAUCCAUCCAGCUUUCACUCAAGAAUUGUGUUUUUUAAUCCCAUUGCAUUUGUUACCGAUCACAAUGAAAUAAUAAAACCGUAAACGAAA
This is a messenger RNA of Lethenteron reissneri (Far Eastern brook lamprey), 624 nucleotides long. RefSeq names its product cysteine rich protein 1 (gene CRIP1). The record is from RefSeq and is a predicted model, not a curated record. Lineage: Eukaryota; Metazoa; Chordata; Hyperoartia; Petromyzontiformes; Petromyzontidae.